AUGCAUACUAAACAUUAUGGCCGAACUAUUUUCACCAUAUCCAUCGCAGCGUAUUUGGUUUUAGACCAUGUGGGUCUAAUUAAAGCAGCGUCUGAAGUUUCUAAUUAUGAUUUUUGGCCGUCAAAUAUAUUGGGUAAGCGUGCGAUGCAAUUGGUCAGAGACCAUUUGUCUAGAAGACAAGAGAGAAAAAAGUCGAGGAGUUCAAAACAAAUUUGUUAUGACAUGGUCGGAUGCUUCCCUAUACCCCGGACCAAUUAUUCGCCGCUCAUGAAAUCGCCUCAAUCGCCGGACACGGUGGACACGAAAUUCUUGGUGAUGACCCGACAGAAUCGCAGCGAUCUGAUUUUGGUCACGUACGGCGACCGGCACGUUUCUAUGAACAACUCUAACUUCAAGCCCGAACUGCCGACCAAGAUCAUCAUUCACGGGUUCAAAGGCAGCGGACACGACAAGGUGGCAAAACUCCUAGGCAACGCGCUCCUGGACCUGGAAGACGCGAAUGUGAUUUUCGUGGACUGGGAAAAAGGAGCAGCCGGGCCUGGCUACGCGCUUGCGGCCGCCAACACGCAGUUGAUCGGACGUCAGCUGGCGAUAUUGAUCACGGACAUGGUGGCGCUGAACGGUGACCCUGCCAAGAUUCACAUGAUCGGGUUCAGCCUCGGUGCCCACGUGGCGGGUUUCGCGGGCAAGGCGUUGAAACUGAUCGAUAUACGCGUCGGCAGAAUUACAGGUCUGGAUCCCGCGUCCCCGCUGUUCAGACAAAUGUUGUCAGCCUCGCUGCUGUCACUGAGCUCAGACGACGCCGCAUUCGUCGAUGUAGUACACACAGACGGUGCCAGGAUAUGGUCCGAGGGGUUCGGCUUGUUCAACCCGAUCGGUGACGUCGACUACUUCCCGAACGGCGGUCUUGACCAGCCAGGUUGUGAACAAGUCCGCGGUUCGGUAAUCGUAAGCCGGUUCGAGGGAACGAUGAAUUCAAGCGUGGUAUGUAAUCAUCUCCGGGCGUUACAGUUCUUCCUGGAAAGUCUCAAAGCUGUGUCAGAUCCUGACGCAUGUCAGUUUACCACAUUUCCGUGCCCAGCCGGAUGGUCAAUGUUUCAAAGGGGCGAAUGCUUCCCAACAAAUUGCACAGAUUCAAAUUGUGUAACCAUGGGUUUUGCGGAAUCUCAAUCGAAACUCCGUGGUCCACUGUAUUUCACAACUAGAGAUUCAAGUCCAUUUUGUGGGAGACAGCUCAAGGCAUCCGUUUUACUAUCUCCAAAAACAUCUAAGCUUCGAGGUUACUUGCAAAUAUCGUUAGAAGAUGGUGAAAACACGGCAAACUUUAAGCUCCGAACAAAGCAUACGGAUUAUAUUUCUGGCGGACUUCUAGCUGAAGGACUUUCAGUAGCUAGAUAUGAAAAAUCUGUGCAAAGAUAUUUAAAUGUCGAAUUGAGUUUCCAAUCAUUAGCUUAUCAAACUGAAAACGAAAAGCAUGGGCUCAACAGUAUUGUAAAUGUGGUCGUGGACAAAAUAUCCAUUUUUGACACGGAAGGAAACGUAUGGUCUAAUUGUACAGAGAAUUCGAAUUUAAUCCAUGUGGACGGAACAACGAUAUACGCCCAAACGUAUUCACUUUCAUUAUUUGAUGCUUGUUAG
Messenger RNA from Macrosiphum euphorbiae (potato aphid), 1638 nucleotides. The record is from the annotation of a GenBank genome assembly. Lineage: Eukaryota; Metazoa; Arthropoda; Insecta; Hemiptera; Aphididae.